AUGGAGUGGGGCAAGGCAGAGAACCGUAUUGCAGUGAUAGCUUUACAUAAGUGUAAUCACAGUGCUAGUCAGAUUUUUGAACUCUUACGCGGCCUUCAAAUAUCGCGUAAAUUUGUGUCUAGGACCAUUCAGCGGUACAAUGAGACGUCCUCUGUUGAUGACAGGCCAAGAAGCGGAAGACCUCGUCAAGUAAGGACUCCAGCAGCCAUCAAAGCCGUAAAAGCCAGGAUUCAAAGGAAUCCACUCCGGAAGCAGAAGAUCCUAUCCAGGGAAAUGAAGAUUCCUGUCCGGACGAUGUCGCGCAUCAUUAAACAAGACCUAGGGCUAGGGGCUUACCGGAGACGUACGGGCCAGCGACUUACGGCCACCUUGCGACACAUCAGGGCGACAAGAUCCAAGAAGCUCUUGGAGAGGUACGCAGCUGGGGGAUUCCGAAAGAUUUUGUUCACGGAUGAGAAAAUCUUCACCAUAGAAGAAAAAUUCAACCGACAAAAUGACAAAGUGUAUGCAAGGAGUUCACAGGAAGCUUCGGAGAUCAUUCCGAGAGUUGAGAGAGGCCACCACCCUGCGUCAGUCAUGGUUUGGUGGGGGGUGUCCUACGAAGGGGUCACUCAGCUCCAUUUCUGUAAACAGGGCGUGAAAACAAAAGCGGCAAACUAUCAGAGCGACAUACUGGAUCCUAUCCAGGAUUCCGCCCCCGCUCACAAGGCUAAGAGUACGCAGCGCUGGCUGGAAAGCAAUGUGCCAGAGUUCAUUGCUGCGGAAGAUUGGCCCUCAGGGAGUCCGGACCUCAAUCCUUUAGACUACAAGUUGUGGGACCUGCUAGAGCAGUUGGCCUGCUCCAAAGCCCACCGUAAUAUCAAGUCCCUGAAAGCGGAUUUGAUCCGAUCAGCGGCAGCUAUUCCUUUGGAAGCUGUGCGUGCAGUGAUAGAUGAGUGGCCCGCGAGAUUGAAGCAGUGUUGGUCUCAAAAAUGGAACAACUUUCAGAGACAAUUAUCGCAACAAGAAUGCCUUGCUGAGUUACUGUCUAUCUUCAGUAACGAAUCGCCACAUCAGUCGACAAUUUCCCGUUGGUAUGAAGAAUUCAAACGUGGACGGUCACCAAAAACGGCAGUCACCCAGGAAAACGUCGAUGCUGUGCGCAAACUCAUAAUUGAAGAUAGACAUCACAAUUCAAAAAUUUUACAUGAAGAAUUAGGAGUAAGAAAAUUAGUUUCUCGUUGGAUACCUCACCUGUUGACUGAGUCAUCCAUGGUCGCGACAUUUGUGUCAAAAGCAGGUCAUAUUGCAACAAUUCCUCUCAAUGAGCAAAGAACUGUUACUGCGGAUUGGUAUACCUCCAUUUGUUUGCCAAAAGUUAUCACCGAGCUUCGAAAAAUCAACCCCGAUAGAAGAAUCAUCCUCCACCAAGACAAUGCAAGCUCGCACACAGCCCAAAAAACAAGGCAGUAUUUAACGGAAGAAAACGUGGAAUUAUUGGACCAUCCUCCAUAUAGUCCCGAUCUAAGUCCUAACGAUUUCUUUACUUUCCCGAAAAUUAAAAACAGACUGCGUGGUCAAAGGUUCCAGUUUUGGUGCUCCGAAAAUUGGUUCGAAAGCAUGCAGAUGUGUAUUAAUCUUCGUGGAGAAUACUUCGAAAAACAAUAA
This is a messenger RNA of Acanthoscelides obtectus, 1647 nucleotides long. The record is from the annotation of a GenBank genome assembly. NCBI's taxonomy places the organism in Eukaryota, Metazoa, Arthropoda, Insecta, Coleoptera, Chrysomelidae.